AUGGCGGCGUCGACGGACGGCCGCGAUGGCGUCUCAGGGCCGUCGCCAGAGGACGAAGCAUCGCUGUCGUCGCACCUCACCUUCGCGUGGGUGGGGCCGCUGAUCCGGCUGGGCAACGCCAAGGUGCUGCACGCCUCCGACCUGCCGCCGCUCUGCCCGCGCGACUCCUCCGCUGCUGUCGCACCCUCGCUCAGGGCCGCGUGGCACGCUGAGACGGCCGCCACCCACAGGCGUCCCUCUCUAGCCCGCGCGUUGGUGAGCGCGUUCAUGCACCCCUUCAUGGCAGCGGGAGCACUGAAGCUCAUUCACGACCUGCUGCAACUCGCCUCGCCGCUGCUGCUACAGCAGAUCAUCCUCCACCUCAGCAUGACGUCAUUCCACGUCAGCACAGCAGCUCCGCACACAGCAGUCAGCAGCUCAGCCGAGGGGCUCCUUGGUCCCUCACUCAUUCUCCCCAACUCCUCUUUCCCCCUCCCCUCCACCCUCACACCGUCCCUCCACCGCUCGCUCCUCUCCACCGCCCCAGCUGCUCCCUUCACUACCCUCCUCCCCUCCCUCUCCCCAGCACCGCAACUCCUCUCCUGGAUCUUCUUCCCGCUGCUCUCUCUCGUCCCUCAGGCGCUCCCCCACACGCAAACCCCAAUCACCAACACCACUGCUGCUUUCAUGGCCCCCCUCGCGCACUCCACAACUCACCCACUCCCUUCCUCUGCCUCCGCGCACCCAUCCUCGUUACUGGCCGCCUCGCUACCAGCGUGGCUGCCGGGGCUGCUGCUAGCGGGGGUGCUGCUGGCGUGCAACGUGGGCCAGUCGCUCGUCGCCCAUCAGUACUUCCACCGCCUCUACCGCCUCUCCUCCCAUGUGCGCACGGCGCUGGUGGCGCUCAUCUACUCCAAGGCGCUGCGCAUCUCCGCUGCAGCGCGCCACUCCACCAGCCUCGGGGAGAUUGUGAAUCUGCAGAGCAACGACGCGGAGAAGCUGGCGAAGCUGUGCAUCUAUCUGCACAUUGUGUGGAGCGGCCCCCUGCAGAUCCUUGGUGCCUUGGCCUUCCUCUUUCGCUUCCUCUCUGUCAUCCCUGCCGUGGCGGGGCUGGCGACGAUGCUGCUGCUGAUGCCGUUCAACGGGGUGCUGAUGGGGCGCCUGUCAGCGGUGCGCCACCGCCUCAUAGCGCGCACCGAUGCGCGCGUGCGCCUGCUCACGGAGGCCGUGGGGGCCGUGCGUGCCGUGAAGCUCAACGGGUGGGAGGCGCUGUUCAAAGGGCGCAUAGAGGCGAGGCGGGCGGAGGAGAUGAAGGAAGUCACCGCCUCCGUGCUGCUCGAGGCCAUGGGGCUAUUCGUGUACUACCUCACGCCCAUGGUGGUCAGUGUCGUCUCCCUCGCCGCCUAUGUGCUGCUCGGCCGCCCGCUCACCGCUGACGUCGCCUUCCCCGCCCUCGCCCUCUUCAACCUCCUCAGGUCUGCCUCGCCCCAUACCCCAUCCCAACCCCCCUCCUCCCCCACACCGCCCUCCCCCCUGCGCGCUCCACCCCUGUUGCACAUGCAUUACAGGUUCCCCCUGGCCAUGAUUCCCGAUCAAAUCAACGACUACGUGCAAGCCAAGGUCUCUGCGGGCCGUGUUGAAAAGUUUCUGCUGCUGCCCGAGAUCGUUCCAUUGGAAGAGGAGCCGGGCAGCCAGAAGGGCAACAUAAAGCUUUGCAAUGCCUCCUUCUCCUGGGGACGUGGGGCAGGCGAACUGGACAGCACCAGUGAUGCUGAUGGCAGUGGCAGCAAUGAUUCAAGCAGCAUUGGUGGUGGUGGCAGCAGUGGUUGUGAUGGCAGUGCUGUGGCAGUGGGUGUGAACGUGUUGGGUGCAUGUGAAGCAAAGGGGAAGGGAGGGAAGCAGGGAGGAAAGGAGGGGGGGGAAGGGGGAGAAGGGGCGUUGGCACUGUGUGACGUGACUCUGGACAUUCCUCCAGGGCAGCUCGUGAUCGUCGUGGGUUUCUCAAACACAUCCUCCCUCUUCCCCUCCCCAUCCGCCCCACCUCCCUCGACCGCCCUUCCUCCCCCCAUCCGCCCCGCCUCCCCCCAUCCGGCCGGUCUCCCCCCAUCCGCCCCGCCUCCCCGCAUCCGGCCCGCCUUCCCCCAUCCGCCCCGCCUCCCCGCAUCCGGCCCGCCUCCCCCCAUCCGCCCCGCCUCCCCGCAUCCGCCCUGCCUGCUGCAUGGCCAGGUGGGGGCGGGCAAGUCGUCGCUGCUGGCGGGGCUGCUGGGGGAGAUCACUCGUGUGGCAGGCAGUGUGUCCGUGGCAGGCCGUGUGGCUUACACCAGCCAGGUGAGGUCAUGUGGUGACAUGCAUGCGCAUGGUGAUGUGGUGACAUGCAUGCGCAUGGUGAUGUGGUAA
Molecule: messenger RNA, 2376 nt
Organism: Closterium sp. Naga37s-1
Lineage: Eukaryota; Viridiplantae; Streptophyta; Zygnematophyceae; Desmidiales; Closteriaceae
Source: the annotation of a GenBank genome assembly